Messenger RNA from Coturnix japonica (Japanese quail), 1340 nucleotides. It is a transcript of the gene PPP1R36, whose product is annotated as protein phosphatase 1 regulatory subunit 36. Lineage: Eukaryota; Metazoa; Chordata; Aves; Galliformes; Phasianidae. Gene Ontology annotation, biological process: negative regulation of phosphatase activity. The record is from RefSeq and is a predicted model, not a curated record. Gene Ontology annotation, molecular function: phosphatase binding.
ACGGCUGGUGUUUCCAGGAUACUGCUGUAAACAAGGCUACCUGCAUGCCCAGCCAUGCUGCAGAUAGGCACCUUGACCUCGACGAUAAAACUAACUUCAGGCCUGUGGUAUUGGAAAGAUGGCACUAACACACUCGAAUUUGCAAGCUCCAGUCCAGAAGAUGAGGAAAACCUUAAGGAAGAAAGUAACGCUCACCUUCAGGAAAUAUGCGUGAAGACAUUAAAGAGCAUUUUCCAAGAUGAAGGCAGUGCUACGCUCCCUGAAAAGAAGAGGCUGCCUGACAAUGAGGAAAAAAUUCAGAAGCUGUCAAAGUGGAUAAAACACGAAUAUGUCACACUGGAUGAUGUCAAAUAUCUCCUUUUCCUUUUGAGAGAAGAAGAUGACUCACAUCCCAUGCUACCAUUUGCAGCAGUUAUGGGGAAUAAGAAACUGGAUGAGUUCCUCAUGGCCCUGCUUUUCUACAUGUCUUUUUACCUGGAAAAAAUUACCCUGGAAAAGAAAACCGAAUCCUUGCUUUUGACUGUGAUUUAUCUGGAAAAUAACGAAACGGACGAUGUGUUGGCGAAGUUAGCGGUGGCCAAGAUUUACCUUGCCAAGGUUUAUGGUAGCCUUGUCCUUGAGAAAGGCACAGCACGGGGGAGCGGCACGUCUCAUAGAAAGAGAAAAACAUCUUUGCAGAAAGAUCGGGUCUUCUUUGAGGGCUUCUACAACUUCUGCAGCUACUUGACUUGGCUCGUGUUCAGACGGAAGCACUUCCAAGUGAUCCGGGAAGAAAUCGGCAGGCUCCUUUGUUCCGACCUGUUCAAUCUCGCCUUCAGAGACAGGAGCCAUAUUUCUUUGCAGAAUACAGAUGACCAGACUACUGAUACAAAUGCAGUGAGUUCACCACCUCAGAGACAAGUCCGUGCCAAGCAUCCAUCCAUCAACAGCAUGCUUCACCAACACUCACCUGUGCUCAGCACCCUGCUGCCCUUACCGAAGGAGAUUGCUCAAUACCGCUCCCAGAGCCAUUACUGUCGGGGCAAAGGCCCCCAGCCCUGCUCAUGUGACUGCCUGCCAGACUUCUCAGAACUGCUCUCUACCAAGGUGGGCAUCAUUGGAGCUCCCUGUAGUGAGCUAAAGUCCUUUUUGAUCCAGUCUGAUGAGGCAACGGAAGAGGAAGAACAAGACCAAGAUCAAGAACAAAGAGAAGAACAAGAGAAACUAAGGAGUCCUGUGUCCUGACAAAAGAUCCGAGUUUAUCAGCUCUGAGUGGCCCCCAGAAAGGCAGUAGAGAGAACACUGUAUUCUCAAAAGCAAUGGCAGAAGGCGAUAGUAACCAGAACAACUAGCAGAAGUUG